GUUAACUACCCUUCUCUCCCGAGACCGAGAGGGUGAGAAGCUCCCAAUCCCAACCUUCCUCCUGUAGGCUGUAGCCAAGAAACCUAAAGGCUGAGCUUCUGGGGAACAAGCAGCAGCAGAAGCAAAUCCGUUAGCCGUCGCGUUCGAGGUUCAGCAGCCAACCUGCUGCUGUUGCGUGUUGCACCGAUCGACGUCUGUUCCACAGUGCUUGCUGCUCACCUUCAUCAUCAAGCGUGUCCUGCUGUCGUCGUCCUCUCUCCUGCUUUGCCGCGGGCUCAUCCACCCAAAGCUCCCCGGCCGCUGCCGAGAUGUCCGACAGCAACGAGUUCGCCGAGCUGCUAUGGGAGAACGGGCAGGCGGUGGUGCACGGGAGGAGGAAGCAGACGCAGGCCGCGUUCCCGCCCUUCACUUGCGGCGCUGCCAGCAGCAGCAGAGCUCAAGAAAAGCAGCCAGGUACCGACCCGGUGGCGCUGCUCAAGACGGGCCUCUUUGGCGACUUCUCUUCCGGCCUAGACGCCACCCGAGACAACGUUGAUCUUGAUGACACCGUACCAUGGAUCAACUACCCCAUCGUCGAAGAAGACACCGCCGCACCUGCCCUCGCAGAGAGCUACAGCCCAGAUUUCUUCUCGGAGCUCCAUGCAGCGGCAGUUGCAGCGGCGGCGACGAACCUCAGCGCUCUGCCACCACCAGUCCAGCACACCGGCAACAACAACAACAGAAGCACACCGGUUGCCACCACCAGCAGAGGACCAGAACCCGCAAAGGAAACCCACCGCAUACCGAUUGCAGGUCCAGCCACCAGGCCUGAGCCACAAGCUGAGUUCGCGGCCACCAGGAAACCUCGGCCGGAGGGCGGCGGAGAGGGCUUGAUGAAUUUCUCCCUCUUCUCUAGGCCAGCAGCCAUGGCGCGAGCAAGCCUGCAGAGGCCACCGCAGACAGGCACAGACAAGGCGUCCAAUGUCACCACGAGCACCCGUGUGGAGUCGACGGUUCUACAGUCGGCCAGUGGGCAAAGAACUGCACCUGUGUUCGCAGACCAGAGGACGCCGUGGUCACAAUCUAAGGAGGUGCGGUUUUCAUGCGCAGCAGCACCGACAACGGCGACGGCUGGUAACCUGCAGCAAGAGAUGCCCCGGGACAUGACUCCGCAGAAAAAAGUUGAGACCAGGAAGGCUUCUGAGGUUGCAGUCGCUACUUCAUCGGUCUGCUCCGGCAAUGGUGCUGGAAUAGGAAAUGACGAGUCCUGGCGCCAACAAAAGAGGAAGAGUCAGGCCGAGUGUUCUGCAAGUCAAGAUGAUGAUCUUGAUGAUGACUCCGGUGGGAUGCGAAGAUCAGGCAGCAGAGGUACGAAGCGCAGCCGCACCGCGGAGGUGCACAAUUUGUCCGAAAGGAGGAGAAGGGACAGGAUCAAUGAAAAAAUGCGCGCCCUGCAAGAGCUCAUCCCCAACUGCAACAAGAUUGACAAAGCCUCCAUGCUGGAUGAAGCAAUUGAGUACCUCAAAACCCUCCAGCUUCAAGUCCAGAUGAUGUCCAUGGGAAGUGGACUGUGCAUUCCUCCCAUGCUGCUGCCACCAACAAUGCAGCACUUGCAAAUUCCUCCGAUUGCCCAUUUCCCUCAUCUCGGCAUGGGGUUGGGUUAUGGGAUGGGCGUCCUCGAUAUGAACAGCACAGCAGCGGUUCCAUUUCCACCCAUGCCUGGUGCUCACUUCCCUUGUUCAAUGAUCCCAGGCACGCCACCACAAGGUCUUGGAAUGCCUGGCAGAAACACGAUGCCAAUGUUUGGAGUCCCUGGGCAAGCAAUCCAUCCCUCAGCAUCUAGCAUACAGCCAUUCCCAUCUUUGGCGGGUCUUCCUGUUAGGCCAAACCUGGCACCUCAAGCUUCAGCCGUCAUGGCUAACAUGGUGCAGGAGCAACAGCAAGGGGCUACUCAGCAGCAGCAGAGCCUGAAUAACGAAGCUCAACAGGGAGCAAAUACAGGAGAUCCUCAAUUGCAGACUACCGUGCAGGCUGAGAACCAGCAUUUUAGUGUGCCCUAUUCAGCACAAACCGAAAGCAAUCAGUUUUUGGAUGGUGGUGGCAACAGGACAGAUACUACAGGGAGAAAUGAAGCUGAAACAUAAAAAUAGUCAGCAAGUGCGAGUCUCGACUAACAAGCUGCAGAUGUGAAUAUCAGCACCAACUCAUCCUGGACGAGCUUAACGAGUUUCAAGAUCCACGAGGCAGAUCUAUCACUUGAAAAGAGUCCAAUCAAUCAAGACAGAUUUGGUGGCAGGACGGCUAGCUUUAGCGAGCUAAGAUGCUCCAAAGUUUUGUGUAAAAUGUAGGUGGUAGAUGGAAUCUGGUUACAAGAAACAUUUCUUGACAGCCAGUGCAGUUUUCUAGUUUGUUUGGCUUCACUGAAGUUUUUUUGGAUCAAUAUAUCUUCUUUUCUCAGGCA
This is a messenger RNA of Sorghum bicolor (sorghum), 2440 nucleotides long. Its product is annotated as transcription factor APG-like. The transcript is spliced from 8 exons. The coding region runs from base 309 to 2123 and encodes 604 amino acids. Gene Ontology annotation, molecular function: protein dimerization activity; DNA-binding transcription factor activity. The record is from RefSeq and is a predicted model, not a curated record. Gene Ontology annotation, biological process: regulation of DNA-templated transcription. NCBI's taxonomy places the organism in Eukaryota, Viridiplantae, Streptophyta, Magnoliopsida, Poales, Poaceae.